Messenger RNA from Homalodisca vitripennis (glassy-winged sharpshooter), 375 nucleotides. RefSeq lists its product as uncharacterized. The coding region runs from base 1 to 363 and encodes 120 amino acids. The record is from RefSeq and is a predicted model, not a curated record. NCBI's taxonomy places the organism in Eukaryota, Metazoa, Arthropoda, Insecta, Hemiptera, Cicadellidae. The transcript has 2 exons.
AUGGUCUCUCACCGACCGGCGGAUCGUCAACAGAGUCCGCCUCUACGUUCCUAUCGUCGCCAGAGUACGCCCCCUCAAUACCUCCGUCACCGGAGCUCCCACAAAUUCAGCCUACGUCCAGGGUCGUGGAAGUGGCGAAUCCCUCUGUCGCACCGUCACGCACUCCUCCGACUCGCCCGCCCUCCCCGGUACCAUUCCAUGAUGGCCUCUCAGGCCUCUCACCGGCCGGCGGAUCGUCAACGGAGUCUGGCUCUACGCUCCUAUCGUCGUCAGAGUACGCCCCCUCAAUACCUCCGUCACCGGAGCUCCCACAAAUUCAGCCUACGGUACGCGGUAUUGAAUUACUCGAAUUGUACAUUAUGACUUGUUUACAAG